AUGACCGCCAAUUUGACAAACAAAGUCUUCUGUCUUACAGGUGCAGCAGCUGGAAUAGGGCUAUCAACAGCCAAGAUCCUUCUCUCACGCGGUGCAGCUGUCGGUAUUUGCGACAUUCAUGAGAAGAACCUACGCAGCGCAUAUGAUUCCCUGACUGAGAGCGAGAAGUCACGAGUUAUGAUCCACGCGUUAGAUAUCACCAAUCGGGCAGCAGUGAAGGAAUUUAUGAAAUCGACGAAGAGCCGAUUUGGCCGAGUUGACGGUGUCGCAAACAUUGCCGGGAUAACCGGCAAGAGCUUCGGACUCAGGGAGCUUUGGGAAGUCUCUUCAGAAGAGUAUGACUUUGUGAUGGACGUCAACGUUCGUGGAACAUUUAAUUUGCUGGCCGAAUCGAUGGUCCCGGGUCUUCUGGAGCCUGGGUCUAGCAUUGUCAAUGUCGGAAGUGUGGCUUCGGCGCGCGGAUACAACAAGGGCGCCAUGUACCCUCCCAGCAAACACGCUGUCAUCGGCCUAACGAAAAGUGCAGCAAUUGAAGGCGGUCCCCGAGAAAUCCGUGUAAACUCAAUUUUGCCGGGUCCGACGGAUACUGAGCUUCUCGUUCAGGCUACCGAGGCCUUUGGGGCAAUUGAGCGGCCGAGUGCAUCCCGUCCCAUGCAACGUACAGCCGAUGUCUCGGAAAUCAGUAGCGUGAUUGCUUUCUUGUUAGGACCAGAAAGCACCUACGUCACAGGAGCUGUGUGGGCAGUCGAUGGCGGGUCACUUGCUUGA
Molecule: messenger RNA, 768 nt
Organism: Penicillium cosmopolitanum
Lineage: Eukaryota; Fungi; Ascomycota; Eurotiomycetes; Eurotiales; Aspergillaceae
Product: SDR family NAD(P)-dependent oxidoreductase
Exons: 2
Coding region: 1-768 (255 amino acids)
Source: RefSeq, a predicted model, not a curated record